AUGGCUAAAUAUAGAAAUCACUUACCACAGCUUUCCGACGCCUUCUUUAUUACUGAAGGUGGUGUCGAGACUACGCUUAUGUACGCGCACAGUAUUGAACUUCCGUACUUUGCUGCAUUUCAUGUAUUGAAAGAUGAAGUUGGAUGUGAAUUGAUAAGAAAUUACGCCAGCUCUUUUUGUAAUGUCGCUCAAAAACAUGGUAUUGGAUUCAUCUUAGAAAGUGCAACAUGGCGUGCCAACCCUGAUUGGAUGCGAAAACUUGGCUAUUCUGAUCAAGAUGUAAUUGACGUCAACCGUAAGGCUAUCGAAUUACUUGUCGACAUUCGUAAUAAGUUUGAAACAGAAAAAACUCAAAUAGUUAUUGAUGGAUGUAUAGGCCCACGUGACGAUGGAUAUCACCCGAAUGUUUUAAUGACAAUUGAAGAAGCACAAGCGUAUCAUGCGACACAAAUUGAUAUUUUUAGCAAAACUAGCGCAGAUAUGGUGACUGCUUUGACUUUGACCUAUCCUGAAGAAGCUAUUGGAAUCGUGCGAGCUGCAAAGGCAGUUGGAAUGCCUGUGGCGAUUUCAUUUACGAUGGAAAUCGAUGGUAAACUACCAACAGGACAAACGUUAAAAGAGGCAAUUGAGCUCGUGGACGAAGCUACUGAGAGUACGCCUAUCUAUUAUAUGGCUAAUUGUGUGUAUCCCAGUCAUUUUCAGCAUGCUUUAAUCCCCGGCGGAAGUUGGACAGCUAGAAUUCAUGGAAUCAAAGGCAAUGCUUCAAAAAAGAGUCACGCUGAGCUCAAUAAUGCGAAGGAACUUGAUGAAGGAAAUCCAGUGGAAUUUGGUGAGGAUAAUCGAGCACUUUUAGAUAAAUUGACGACUUUGAACAUCAUCGGUGGAUGUUGUGGAACAAAUCUUCGUCAUAUUGAAGAAGUUUGCAAAACAUGCAUCAAUGUAUUCGAUCAAUCGAAGCAUAAUGCUGAUUCAAUCAACAACAUCGACAAAAGCUGA
This is a messenger RNA of Rotaria socialis, 996 nucleotides long. The record is from the annotation of a GenBank genome assembly. NCBI's taxonomy places the organism in Eukaryota, Metazoa, Rotifera, Eurotatoria, Philodinida, Philodinidae.